Messenger RNA from Sphaerodactylus townsendi, 2031 nucleotides. It is a transcript of the gene NDUFAF1, whose product is annotated as NADH:ubiquinone oxidoreductase complex assembly factor 1. Gene Ontology annotation, biological process: mitochondrial respiratory chain complex I assembly; mitochondrial electron transport, NADH to ubiquinone. The transcript has 6 exons. Lineage: Eukaryota; Metazoa; Chordata; Lepidosauria; Squamata; Sphaerodactylidae. The coding region runs from base 737 to 1627 and encodes 296 amino acids. Gene Ontology annotation, cellular component: mitochondrion. The record is from RefSeq and is a predicted model, not a curated record.
UGUGCUUCGCGGCCGGCUGGCGAGGCGAAGACCCGGCGGCAUUGAGUGACGAGAGUCGGCGCGGGCAGCGAAGGGAUGCCUAGUGGGUGGAGAGGUUUGGUUGUCGGAACGGCGGUCUAUGAAGCUUGGCUUCCCGUUUUAGACGGUGCUUUAGGCAUGACGGGUUGUCUUCUCUUGAAAGGAACGAAGUAACCUCUUGCCAUCAAUUAUUAUUGUGAAAACAUGACUUGAGCCCGGUUCCAGGUUGAAUAGCCGGUGGAAGGGUUGGGCCUGGGAGAUAUCUGGUUACUAGUCCAGAAGCGAAGGACAUUUCUUAGACUGAUUUGCGACAGUUCUUUGUCGGAAAAGUUUUAGAGGACACAGACCCUAACCCUCCCUCCUUUUUAAGGGCAGCAGAACCCCGAAGAGCACCAGCCAAAGAAUAAUGGCUUUCCGUUGCAGAGGUGGGAGGGGGUCCUGUAUGCACUCGGAACCUUCAGUACAGGGCUCUUGAUUCCUUGCUGUGCGGAGACUGAAGGAGGUUGCGCAAAAUCAGUGUCGGCGGCAUCCGGAAGGCUUUCAGCGAAGGACUCGUCGGCGUCAUCCGGAAGGCUUUCAGCGACGGCGUUGCAUGGUACCUGGAAAUAUAGAAAGCAGAUGAAAGCAAGCAAUUUCAACCGGAAAGAGACAUUUGUUAUUUUGUAUUGAUAAAAAGAACUUGUUCAUCAAAGCAAAUUCUAUUUUUUUUGUAAUUGUGAUGGCUUUACCCCUCAAGAUGCUUAAGAAGUGUCACUGGCAAAAUGGCUUGCAUGCCUUCUCCAGACCUCUUGUUGUUGGUUGCAACCCAACUCAGUACAGUACCUAUAAAAGACCAGGAACACCACCUGACAGGACACCACCAUGGGCAAAGAUUAACUUUAGCUUUCAGAAAGGCAUAGACGGAAUCAAGACACACUUCGGACGCUUAAGAAAAGAGAUAGGGGAUCAUCUGAGAGGGCCUGAGGGACGUCCAUUAGAUGAAUACAUGUUGGAACAGACAAGAGUAACUUGGCAUUUUCGCAGUGAAGAAGAUUUGAAUAAAUGGAUAAUCUCCUCUGAUGCUGAAAUCGGAGGAAAAAGCGAGAUGUACAUAAAACUGGGUAAGAAUAAUGAGUCUGCUGUAUUAUAUGGGACUCUCAAUACUUUCGUACCUCGGGAUGGAGAGACAAGAUACAGUGGGUACUGUUCCAUGAAAUCAAAGCCACGACUUAUUUCUUUUGACCGAAAGCAUCCUUAUGAUUGGUCAAAUUUCAAUUGCCUGCACCUGCGUAUUCGUGGUGAUGGUAGACCUUGGAUGAUAAACAUCUAUACGGACCCAUACUUCUAUCAUCAGAAGGAUGAUCUUUAUAAUUACUUCAUGUUUACCCGAGGGGGUCCAUACUGGGAGGAAAUCAAGAUCCCAUUUUCUAAGUUUUUUUUGUCAAGCCGGGGCAGAAUCCAGGAUCAGCAGCAUGAACUGUGGUUAGACAAGAUCAGUACUCUUGGAUUCACAUUAGGUGACCAAGUAGAUGGCCCAUUCCAGCUGGAGAUUGACUACAUUGGAUUGGCCAAAGACAGAGCACAUACAGAAGCAUGUGCCUAUGAACAAUAUGAAAUAUAUGCAAAGUAGACGAGCCUUGGGAGCACAAUUAUUCAUCUAAAAUACUUUAGCUGGCAUCUCUUCUACAGAAGGUAAAUGAUAUUCAAGCACUGGAGUCCUUGUCUAUAAAUCUAAUCUCAUGGAGUAGAUUAGUCUGAGCAAAAGCAGCCAUUGGCAAAAUACAGUCCUUUGAAAUGAUUUAGGACCAUCCUACAGAGUUUAGUCCAGCAUGAGACAUGAACUAAUGGUUGAAUUACAAUUUGAGACACCUUCAUUAUUAGCUUACAAAAGUGCAUCAGAUUUAUCCAUCUUUCUUUGAAAGAAAUCAUGUGGUUUUCUGACUUGGGCACAAAAAUGACAGGUGGAACUUUACAUGAGAUUGAAGAGGUGCUUGUUGUCUUAUCUACAAAUAAAGGUCAAGUCUCUUAAAUACA